AUGUUGGGAAAAGAUGAGAACCCAUCAAUAUUACUCGUGGAGCAUCUGAGUAUAACAGAUGCACUGGAGAUGAUGAAGCAGGGUGUGAAGCGACUCCUUGUUCCUAAAAGCUUAGUGUGGAGAGGAAUGAGCAAACGAUUCUCAAUUCUAUAUAAUGGAAAGUGGCUCAAGAACAUCGACACGUCUAGCGGCAAUAGUAAUAACUCAUUUGCCAGCAGCAAUCGUCCUUCCUCAUCUUCCACCACCAUCAUCCGUGACAAGUUCUGUUGUCUAUCAAGAGAGGAUGUCAUUCGUUUUCUCAUUGGUUGCCUUGGUGCCUUAGCUCCUCUCCCUCUCUCCUCCAUCUCCUCCCUCGGUAUCAUCAACUGGAACUACAGCUCCAUUGAAGCAUCUCACCCAGCCAUUGAAGCCACCCGAAAGCUUCCCCAGGACCCCAGUGCGGUGGCAGUUGUGGAACCCACUUCAGAUGGUCAAUAUAAGAUCAUUGGCGAGAUCUCGGCUACAAAAUUAUGGAAAUGUGAUUACUUGGCUGCAGCAUGGGCUUUAGCCAAUUUCUCUGCAGGACAGUUUGUUAUGGGGGUUGAAGACAUGACUUCAAGGUCAGUACCUGAUUUUGCUGUUAACCCUAUUGUUGGAGAUAAUAAUUUAGUUAAUGGCGGUGGAUCAAUGAGGCCGAGAAAGUUCAGCAGUCGGAAUAUUGGGUUCUUUAGCAAUCCGGCAAGCCCGAGUUUCGGUGUGGGUAGGAGCAUGUAUCGGGGUAGAAGUGCACCCUUAACAUGUAAAGUUACGAGUUCAUUAGCUGCAGUCAUGGCUCAGAUGUUAUCUCAUCGGGCAACCCAUGUUUGGGUGACUGAAGCUGAAAAUGAGGAUGUUUUGGUUGGGGUUGUAGGUUAUGCUGACAUACUAGUUGCUGUGACCAGGCAACCUGCUGCCACCAUUCCUGAAACUCCAGCACCGUGA
This is a messenger RNA of Ilex paraguariensis (yerba mate), 960 nucleotides long. The record is from the annotation of a GenBank genome assembly. NCBI's taxonomy places the organism in Eukaryota, Viridiplantae, Streptophyta, Magnoliopsida, Aquifoliales, Aquifoliaceae.